UUACCUUCUGGACAUGCCAUCCACUGCGCCAAAAAGUCAAGAACUCAAAUCCCCUCUUCGCUUCAGUUUCUUACCAAGAAUCAUAAAUAGCGGGCCAUUGCCGUCCUUAAUCGUAAAGCACUGCCUCAAAAUAGCUUGUUUAGUUGCUCUAACCUUCUGGCUCUUCUGCGACGAUCUGAGCUUGCGUUGGACAAGGGGAUAAUUUCAAAUAAAAAGACGAUGGGUUGUAUGCCGUCGCGCGCCAGAGACGGCCAUGCUGGACCGGAGAUGCCGAGCAGUGCUAUUUCUGGAAGCAACCAGGCCCAGUCAAAGAGAGAGCUUCACAUGUUCCAUGAUAUCAUUGCCCAGGACCACGAGAAGACUGCCAUGGCAGAUGAGCUACAGAAGCAGGUCUACGAAGGGAUCUACUUGGCUGGGAAGACAAAGAAGUACUGGGUGGAUGAGAAAAGGUACAACUGCUUCAUGCUAUUCCCUAGAGGAUUGUCCAUCGCUUGGGGUGAAGACGCCAGCUACUGGAGCUGGCGCAACCUCGAAGACUACAAUGAUCCUGAAGUUGAAGCGGCGAUACUGGAAGAAGUCUGCUGGCUGGAUAUCCAGGGGAAGCAAGAAUUGACCCAUCUUACACCGGGGGUCACCUACGAGGUUGUCUUUGAAGUGAAGCUUACCGAGCCCGCGCAAGGGUGGAAUAUGCCGGUCAACCUCCACCUCAAGCUCCCCAACGGAACAGCUCUGCAGCGGAAGGAGAACCUGCAGGAGAAGCCCAGGGAGCAGUGGCUGCCACUCAAAGUUGGGGAGGUGGAAGCGAAGGAAGAGCUCAAGUGGCCAAUGGAGAUCUCCUUGUUUGAACAUGGUGGGCACUGGAAGAGGGGGCUCCUCAUCAAGGGCAUCAGGAUUACCCCGAAAAAAAAAGAAGUGACCGAUUGGGGCUGGCCGAUGUAGAAGCGAGCAGCCGAUGGAAGCUGUCCGAUGCUGGAGCGGAACGAUGAAAACGGAAGAAGAUUUAGUGACAGUAUCGUGUCUGAUGGAGCAGGAUUGGUGCUGACACAUUACGUCAGCAAGUUAUCGUGUCAAGUCCGAGUUUAGCUUGGGUCGUUUUGUUUAGUUAUAGAAAGUUUGUUUUCGUUUUAGUCAAGUCAUAUCUCAUCGCGAUCGGCUAGGGUUUGUAAGCUUAGGCUGUAAAAAGCAGCCCACGGGCAUGUAAUCAGGUAAUCAUCACAUCAAUACACAAACCCUUUUCAUAUC
Messenger RNA from Panicum virgatum (switchgrass), 1242 nucleotides. RefSeq names its product protein PHLOEM PROTEIN 2-LIKE A1-like. NCBI's taxonomy places the organism in Eukaryota, Viridiplantae, Streptophyta, Magnoliopsida, Poales, Poaceae. The record is from RefSeq and is a predicted model, not a curated record. The transcript has 4 exons. The coding region runs from base 220 to 939 and encodes 239 amino acids.